This is a messenger RNA of Trifolium pratense (red clover), 2913 nucleotides long. RefSeq names its product inorganic pyrophosphatase TTM2-like. The record is from RefSeq and is a predicted model, not a curated record. Gene Ontology annotation, cellular component: cytoplasm. The transcript is spliced from 13 exons. The coding region runs from base 363 to 2330 and encodes 655 amino acids. Lineage: Eukaryota; Viridiplantae; Streptophyta; Magnoliopsida; Fabales; Fabaceae. Gene Ontology annotation, molecular function: kinase activity; ATP binding.
UGUUACACUUACACCCUGUUGUUCACCUUAUGAAUUAUUCAAUACGACUUAGAUGCAUGCAAACCUCCACAACUACAUAGACGUAAAAAAGCUUCAUAGCAUAAUAACUGCUUUAAAAUUAUCAAAAUUGUCCUAAGAAGUUUGGAUUUUGAAUCAUGAUCCGUAGAAUGUUCUCUCCUUUGAUCUUACGCAGAUUCAUCACAAUUCUUUAAUGCUCACUGUUCAUUGAGUUUUAGGAAGUGUUGACCCAAGGAUGGAAACUUUUGCAUCACCUUAGCUGCAGACAAUAGCCAACAAUGAAGCUGCAGACAUAGCUGCAGAGAUAUCGGCAGCCGAGGAUCCAAAUUCCUUUCACUAUAUUAAUGGAAAUCAGUAUUCCUUCAAUGGCACAAGAAACCUUUGGAGAUGAUUCACAACAAAAACAUCUUGAUCGCUUAAAAGAGCAAGUUCAUUUGGUUAAAAGGAAAGACUGUGAACGCUACGAGGUUGCUCCAAUCCAAAGCAAACUAUCAUUUGAGAAUGGUUUUUUUAUAGUGUUUCAUGCAUGCCAACUGUUGAUCCAGAAAAAUGAUGGAAUGAUAUUAAUAGGGGUGGGGGGUCCUUCAGGGGCUGGAAAGACUGUGUUUUCUGAAAAGAUAUUCAACUCCAUGCCUGACGUUGCGGUCAUUUCAAUGGACAAUUACAAUGAUUCUAGUAGAAUUGUCGAUGGAAACUUCGAUGACCCUCGCCUAACAGACUAUGAAACGUUGCUCAGAAAUGUACAUGAUUUAAAGGCAGGAAAGCCAGUUGAAGUUCCUGUGUACGAUUUCAAAUCCAGUUCACGUACAGGAUACAGGACGGUUGAAGUGCCGAGCUCUCGCGUUGUGAUUAUAGAGGGCAUUUAUGCUUUGAGUGAGAGAUUGCGACCUCUACUAGACCUUCGAGUAUCUGUAACAGGCGGUGUUCAUCUUGACCUUGUUAAACGAGUUAUACGUGAUAUACAACGUGCUGGUCAAGAACCUCAAGAAAUUAUCCAUCAAAUAUCAGAGACGGUAUAUCCAAUGUACAAGGCUUAUAUUGAGCCAGAUCUCCAAACAGCACACGUAAAAAUAACCAACAAGUUUAAUCCAUUUUUUGGAUUCCAAAGCCCUACUUACAUAUUAAAGUCAACCAGGAACGUAACAGCGGAUCAAAUUAAAGCCGUUAUCUCCCAAGAUUUUGAGGAAACAACUGAGCAAACUUAUGACAUAUAUCUUUUACCACCCGGUGAAGAUCCGGAGAGCUGUCAAUCAUAUUUACGGAUGCGAAAUAAGGAUGGGAAAUACAGUCUCAUGUUUGAGGAAUGGGUGACUGAUGAUCCAUUUGUCAUAUCACCAAGAAUUACUUUCGCGGUCAGUGUGCGUCUUCUUGGUGGACUAAUGGCCCUUGGAUACACAAUAGCAACUAUCCUUAAAAGAAGCAGUCAUGUCUUAUCUGAUGAUAGGGUUUGUGUUAAACUUGAUUGGCUUGAGCAACUAAAUCGACAUUAUGUUCAGGUACAGGGAAAAGAUCGAUUAGUUGUAACAUACAUAGCACAACAAUUGGAUUUGGAAGGUUCGUACGUUCCCCGUACCUACAUUGAGCAGAUUCAACUUGAAAAGCUUGUAAUGGCCAUGCCAGAUGAUUUAAAGACUAAGCUCAACCUUAAUGAGGAUUUGGUAACAAGUCCCAAAGCAGCAUUUUUUAGAACCUCUAAUGACGGGGUUCCCAUUAGACAUAAACGUAUAAGAAGUGAUACAUCGCAUUCAAGUACAAAUAAAAAAGAUGAGAAUGAAUCCAAAGUAACUGAAUUCGUUUCAAACAAUCGAGGACUUCAUGAAAAUAAUAAUUCAGAUUCUGAAACAAAACAAGAAAAUCAAGGUUCCAUUACUCAGCUUUCAGAACAAAUUUCAUCCCUGCAUGAUAGAAUGGACGAGUUUACAAAUCGUAUUGAAGAGCUGAACACAAAGUUAACCAUCAAGGAAAAAUCUCCAAGUCAACAAAAUAUGGACCUGCAAGCUGAGUCCUAUGAUGGUUCUGUUCCCACCUCUUGCCUCAUUACUAGUUUGAGUAAUGGUUCCCUAAAUGGAUCUAUUAUGUCAAAUCCCUCAUUGCCAUCACAAUUAGCUAAGGAGUCACCUUUAAGAAACGAGAUAUCAGAUAUUGCACAGGGUCAACGUCAGAUAAUGAAUCAGUUAGACAAUUUGAAUAAUCUUUUCUGUGGAAAUUUGGAAGAGAAGUAUCAUCAAACAAGAACCAACAGGAAAAGUGUAAUGGUGGCAGUGGCUAUUGGUUGUUUGGGGAUCUUCUUAAUGAAGGGUUUGUCAACCUGAAAUUCAUUUUUGUAAAUAUAAUCAAUGCUAUAUAGGCUAGUCUGUUUUUCUUCUAUUUCAUGACAUUUCAGAUUAUGUAGAAUGCAUUUUUUAGCAAAACAUGAAUUAUAAAUAGUUUCUAGGAUAAAAUCAUAGAUAAACUAUAAGCUCAGAACCAAAAUCUGCUUCAUCAAGAAUUCCAAGAAUAACCAAUAGUGACACCCAUCUCUUCAGCCAAUAGUGACACACAGCUACGUAGCCCAAUUGAUAGUGGGAAUGGAUUGAACACGUACUUGAACCCCAGGGUACAUGGUUCAAUUUCAACGGAAGGCAAAAACUCCACUAGAAAGGGGGGUGGAGAAGAUCGUGAGGUGACAGUGCUGGGACCACCUAAGGUGGUGGGGCCUGGGCUGUUACAUGUGCUAAUUGUUGUCAAUAUUGAUUGUUAAUAUUAUGCUAUAAAUAUGACAAAACCAGAUUAGGCUUGAGCUUUGCAAAACCUAACUCGGUCCAUCGGUCUGGUCCAUUUUCACUCCUAAUGAUGACUCGCCUUUCAUUUGCUAAGUCUACAUGAUUUCAAUGUUGUAAAAAUAUUUCUGGGGAU